This is a messenger RNA of Manihot esculenta (cassava), 3535 nucleotides long. RefSeq lists its product as uncharacterized. Lineage: Eukaryota; Viridiplantae; Streptophyta; Magnoliopsida; Malpighiales; Euphorbiaceae. The record is from RefSeq and is a predicted model, not a curated record. Bases 1346 to 3286 code for a protein of 646 amino acids. The transcript is spliced from 3 exons.
AUGGAAAUUUGCUAAUUCUAUGUGAUUGUGAGAUAGGAAUUCUAAUUAAAAUAAGCCCAAGUCUAUGUUUAUUAUUUUUUACCUAAAUGACAUACAAGCAUUUUGAGGAUGGUAAAAAACAUAAAAAUAAAAGAGACAUAAACGAGAAGCAAGUAGUAGGGGCCUCUCUUCUCCUCUCCUCACAUGAAGUUGGAAGUUUUUGCUUACUUAUUCACAAAGCUACUCUGUCCUCCAUUCAUUCAUUGAUUUUGAGCCAGUGAUCACCGAUGUACUGCUACUGACACCUACAAUUAUUUCUCCUCUUGCUCAUCUCUACUCAUUUGUAUUUCUGCCCUUCCUUUUUCUUUAUUUUUCAUUUUCAACCUCACCCAACGUGACAUGUCUUCCUAUUCAAUGACAGUUUCCCAUGUCAUGCCAACGUCUGUUUUCUACCAUCCUUUCGCUGCAAAUUUCACAACUUGGCUUCCGAUUGAGACAAUCUUAUACUAAUUUAUUUAUGGUUAAAAAAAUCAACUUCGUAGGGCUAAUUAUAGAAGUGAAAUAAUCCAUUUACACAUGCACGUCCCUGAUUGAAUGCAAUACUCUCACGUGUACGCCACGUCCCCUUCUCGUCUUUUUAUCACCGCUAUGCAGCUUAGAAACUAAUGCUAAUCCUCUCUUGCUUUUUCUUUUCCUCUCAGUAUCUCUGAAACAAAAGACACCAAAAUCUCUUUCCUUCCUUCCUUCCUUCCUUCCAUCUCUUACACUUGCCCAUCACUUUCUUCCUUUCUUUCUUUCUUUCUUCCCCUUUUUUUUGCCUACCUUCUUCAUCUCUUUAGACUGAAUCUUUGAUUGGCCGUUGCUUUUCUCCUUUGAGCAAUUCAAGGCAACAAGUUUGGACUUGCCUAAAAGAGUAUACUCAGAUGGGUCUUCAAUAUUGCAUUAUGGUCCUACUUCUAUCAUCUUUGCCCCCAGUUCUCUCCUCGUCACACACAUUUUGAAUUCCAUAUCUUUUUCGUUUUCAAAUCUUCUAAAUCUUGAAUUUUGGGCCAGCACCAAUAUCACUGCUACUACUCAUUUCUGGAUUCUCUUUCCAAUUUCCAAAUCUUCCAAAUCUUCACAAAAAAUCUUGAAACCGCAAACUGAUGUUAUCUUUUGUUCACAUGCAAUGCCAGGGAAGAUGAUCAUCUAUGUAUGAAUCUCAUGCAUCAGUCUCCCGUUGCAACUCCAUAUUUCUUGCAAAUCUUUCAUAGUCUUGUAAUAACAAGAAUGAUGAUCAGAUAGGAUAUAUGCACUAGGCCUUGACCUUUUGGUGAAUUUCAAUUAUUUGUCAACACUGGACACAGGGUCGUUAACAGCUGCACAUAUGGAGGCAAAAAGCAGAGAGCACUGCAAGAUCAGAAAGCGAGGAAAUUCAUCGUCUUCCUCAUCCUCACUGAUCCAAAAGUACAGAUUCAAGCGAGCAAUUCUGGUUGGGAAGAGAGGUGGGUCUACUACUCCUGUCCCAACGUGGAAAAAAUCUCCAACUUUAUCAAUGCCAAACGCAGAAUCCACCAAUUGUCCACCCUCUCAGUCUGGUGCCAAAGCCAAAGAACCUUCUGUUUCUGCAAGAAAAUUGGCUGCCACUUUGUGGGAGAUCAAUAACAUGCCUUCACCGCGAGUCAGAAAGGAUUUAGAAACGGUAACAGAUAAUAUUAAAGAGCUCAGAAGCAGAGAAAAAGUUGCAAAGUUUCCGCAUCUGUCAGAUCCAUCUUACACUCCGAUUUCAGAGAAGAUGGAUCGAUCUAGAAGAAAUGGUCAUAGGAGAAGGGCAUCAGUUGUUAGAAAGAAAGUUGAGGUGACUGAUUAUAAUGCGGGAGGCUUGGACUCUGUUAGUAAUGCAAGUUUGAUGGAGAUUGAAACUCAUAGCAAAGGUAUAAUUGGAAUUAAAACCCGUUUGAAGGAUGUAAGCAAUGGCUUGAUCACUUCCAAAGAGCUUGUGAAAGUUCUGAAACGUAUUUUGGGUCUUGAUGAGCAACAUUCUUCAGGCAUGUCCCUUGUCUCAGCACUUCGUGUUGAGCUUGAUCGAGCCCGUCUCCAGGUCGAUCAACUGAUCAAAGAACAGCGCUGUAACCGCAAUGAGAUUGAUUUCCUUUUGAAGCAGUUUGAAGAAGAAAAGGCAGCUUGGAAAAGCAAAGAGCGAGAUAGGAUUCGUAAUGCCAUAGCCUGCAUUGCAGAAGAGCUUGAAGUAGAGAAGAAAUUAAGAAGACAGACAGAGAGGUUGAAUAAGAAGCUUGGAAAAGAAUUAGCAGCUACAAAGGCAUCUCUGUCCCAGGCUUUGAAAGAGCUUGACAGUGAGAAAAGGGCAAAGGAGAUACUGGAGCAAGUCUGCGAUGAGUUGGCUAGAGGUAUUGGAGAAGAUAGAGCUGAGGUUGAAGAAUUGAAAAGAGAAUCUGCCAAAGUUAGGGAGGAGAUUGAAAAAGAAAGGGAAAUGCUUCAGCUGGUUGAUGUGCUGCGUGAAGAAAGAGUCCAGAUGAAGCUCUCCGAGGCUAAAUAUCAUUUCGAAGAGAAAAAUGCAGCAGUGGAGAGGCUAAGAAAUGAGCUUGAGUCAUACCUCAAAGAAAAAGUACUAGGCAAAGAAAAUGGUCAUGACUCUCCAAAUUAUGAUAGAAUUAAAGAGCUUGAGGCUUAUUUGAAGGAAAUACAAAAUGGGUUACCGCAAAGGACCGAGAAAGUGGAGAGCGAAGGGGUUAUAGAAAAUGGAGAAGUUCAUGAUGGAGAUGAUUCAGCAGACAGUGAUCUUCACUCCAUUGAAUUAAACAUGGACAACAACAGCAAAAGCUACAAGUGGAGUUAUGCUUGUGAUAGUGAUGCUUUCGAUAAUCUGAAGCGGGUCUCAGUAGAUAGAGAUUUCAUGGGGAGAAAGUCUAUCUCAGAGAAUAUUCAAUGGGGAAGCAUCUGUUUGCAAAGAAGAAAUUCCAACAGCAUUGACGUUCCUGAUUGGGAUUUCAUUACUAAAAAUCAGGAAAAAUCAGAUGUGUUUGAUGGGGAGAGAUUAUCUGAAGUUGAUAUCCAUUCUCAGACACAGGAAACUGAAGAUGAAAUCAUGCGAUAUAGAUCACUGAAGAGCCUUGGAGACCACAUUUUAUCCAGUUCUAAAAGACAACCUAUACAAAACUUUGCCAGUCCAGCAAGGCAAUGGGAGCCUUUGCAGGAUGUUGGGAGUGCAGUUUCGGAUGGUUCACCAGUGCUGCAAGGAGAUUCUUUGAAGCCCAGGGUAACGGGAGCGAGAGGCGGACGCCGGACUUUAACAAGUUCAAGACAUUAAAUACUUUGACAUACUACGUUUCCUUUUCCUCAAGAAAUGAUCUCAAUAGCUAAUUCAUUUGUAAAUAUAUAGAAUCAUAUGCAAAAGCUGGCUGUCUGAAUCUUACUUGCCAAGAAGCACUUUAUUUAUGGUGUGUGUGUGUCAGAAUUUUUCUGGUAUGAACUUGUGUUUGGUUCAUUUAGAUGAAACUUGUGAACUCCAUUGACAAUUCCCAAGAUGAUAUGGUUGAGCUGAAAUCCUUAUAAUUCA